AUGGGUAUCCUUGAAAGAAUAGCAGAUAUCGAAUCUGAGAUGGAUCGAACUCAGAAAAAUAAAGCAACAGCAAGACAUUUAGGCUUAUUGAAAGCACAAUUAGCCAAACUAAGACGGGAAUUAAUCGAACCAAAAGGUGGAGGUGGUGGUAAAGGUGAAGGCUUUGAUGUAGCAAAAACGGGCGAUGCAAGAAUUGGAUUCGUCGGUUUUCCUUCUGUAGGCAAGAGUACAUUAUUAACAAAUUUAGCUGGAGUGUAUUCUGAAGUAGCUGCAUAUGAAUUUACUACUUUAACAACUGUGCCUGGUGUUAUUCGUUAUAAAGGUGCAAAAAUUCAAUUACUUGACCUUCCUGGCAUCAUUGAGGGAGCAAAAGAUGGAAAAGGACGAGGUCGACAAGUCAUUGCUGUUGCUCGAACAUGCAAUCUAAUAUUUAUUGUCUUAGACGUUUUGAAACCAUUGAUACAUAAAAGAUUGUUAGAGAAUGAACUUGAAGGAUUUGGUAUACGUUUAAAUAAAGAGCCACCAAAUAUUUAUUUUAAACGUAAAGAUAAAGGAGGUUUAAAUUAUCAAGCACUGGUACCUCAAACAUUAUUAGAUAUUGAGACAAUAAAAGCCAUAUUGGCUGAAUAUAAAAUACAUAAUGCUGACAUUAUAUUGAGAUGUGACGCAACAGAAGAUGAUAUUAUUGAUAUUAUCGAGGGAAAUCGUAUUUAUGUUCCAGCGAUUUAUGUUUUAAAUAAAAUUGAUCAAAUUUCAAUUGAAGAAUUAGAUAUUAUUUAUAAAAUUCCGCAUACUGUACCAAUAUCAGCUCAUCAUAAAUGGAAUUUUGAUGAUUUAUUGGAAAAAAUGUGGGUUUAUUUAAAAUUAGUUCGAAUCUAUACAAAACCAAAAGGUCAAUUACCCGAUUAUCAAGCACCUGUUGUACUACUUCAAGGACACACAACUGUAGAAGAUUUUUGCAAUAAAAUUCAUCGACAAUUAAUGGCCGAUUUCAAGUAUAGUCUUGUGUGGGGUUCUUCUGUAAAACAUCUACCACAAAAAGUUGGAAAAGAACAUGUGUUACUUGACGAAGAUGUUGUGCAAAUAGUUAAAAAAUCAGGCUAA
Messenger RNA from Didymodactylos carnosus, 1104 nucleotides. Lineage: Eukaryota; Metazoa; Rotifera; Eurotatoria; Philodinida; Philodinidae. The record is from the annotation of a GenBank genome assembly.